Gastrolobium bilobum is the source of this 2069-nucleotide messenger RNA. Its product is annotated as acyl-CoA-binding domain-containing protein 6. Bases 258 to 1778 code for a protein of 506 amino acids. Gene Ontology annotation, molecular function: protein binding. The transcript is spliced from 14 exons. The record is from RefSeq and is a predicted model, not a curated record. NCBI's taxonomy places the organism in Eukaryota, Viridiplantae, Streptophyta, Magnoliopsida, Fabales, Fabaceae.
GUACACGUUAACAACUUGAGCUUUAAAUUCUUGCCGUAACGUUUGUUGUGUUGUGUUUUUGUCACUUAACGACGGCGUAUCGAUCGAGAUCUCGACGGUGGCUCUCGAUUCGCCACCGUCUAAUAUCUCUCCCUCUCCACAUCGGACGACGACGUUCCGAGAUUUGACAUCUCCCUGUAAUAACAGUUAGUAACCUGAAGUGACAAUUAAGGCAAUUUGAAACAGUUCUUCCUGAACUAAAGAAGAAUCAGAAAGAUAUGGAUCUCAACCAUUGGUAUAAGGAGCUAACAUAUGAUGAGUGGGUACCAAUCCCUGUAUCUGGUGCACGUUCACCUCCUCGCUACAAGCAUGCUGCAGCAGUAGUUGAUGAAAAAUUAUACAUUGCUGGUGGGAGUCGUAAUGGUCGGCACUUAUCUGAUAUUCAGGUUUUUGACCUCAGAAGUUUGACAUGGUCUUCUCUGAAACUAAAAGCAAAUGCUGGAAAAGAUGAUGUCAGUAGCUCACAGGAGAGUCUUCCAGCCACAUCUGGUCACAAUAUGAUUAGGUGGGGAGAGAAAGUACUUCUUCUUGGUGGCAAUUCAAAGGAUUCUUCUGAUAAAUUAACAGUUCGGUACAUUGACGUCAAAACAUGCCAGUUUGGAGUUAUUAAGACUUCUGGAAGUGUUCCAAUAGCUCGUAUGGGACAGUCUGCAACACUGUUUGGUUCUAGAGUGAUAUUGUUUGGUGGAGAAGACAUGAGCAGGAAGCUGUUGAAUGAUGUCCAUGUUCUCGAUUUGGAAAAUAUGACUUGGGAUAUGAUAAAUACUUCGCAGACGCCUCCGGCUCCUAGAUAUGAUCAUGCAGCUGCUAUGCAAGGAGAGCGAUACCUUCUGAUUUUUGGGGGUUGCUCUCAUUCUGUCUUCUUCAAUGAUCUUCACUUAUUAGACAUGCAAACAAUGGAGUGGUCCCAACCACAAACUCAAGGUGAUUUAGUAUCUCCCAGGGCUGGACAUGCUGGUAUCACUAUUGAUGAAAGCUGGUUCAUAAUUGGUGGUGGAGAUAAUAGAAGUGGUUGCCCUGAAACCCUGGUAUUAAACAUGUCUAAGCUUGUUUGGUCUGUGUUGACUGUUGUGAAGCAAAAAGAUCCACUUUCUAGUGAGGGUCUUAGUGUCUGCUCAGCAUCGAUUGAUGGAGAAAAAUAUUUGUUAGCUUUUGGUGGCUACAAUGGGAGAUAUAGCAAUGAGGUUUUUGUUAUGAAACCCAAGGCAAAGGACUCCGUACGUCCCAAGAUUUUCCAAUCACCAGCGGCUGCCGCAGCCGCAGCUUCUGUUAGUUCUGCGUAUGCUUUGUCUAAAUCUGAGAAGUUGGAUUUCACGCAACUAGAUGAUAUAAAUUCUAAGUCAUCUGUAAAUGGUCAUCCUCUGGAUGAUGCCACGGUUAAAAUUGAGGCCAUUAAAGAAGAAAAACGGUUAUUGGAAUUGUCAAUUGCAGAAGUCAGGGCCAAGAAUUCUAAGCUCGGAGGUGAGAUAGACGAAGUAAAUAGUACUCAUGCUGAGUUGACCAAGGAGCUCCAGUCAGUCCAGGGACAGCUUGUGGCUGAGAGAUCAAGAUGCUUUAACCUGGAGGCUAAAAUUGCGGAGCUGCAGAAGUUGCUGGAAUCAAUGCAGUCUGUGGAAGAUCAGGUACAAGCUCUUCGUAAAAAGAAGUCUGAUCUGGACCAGGAGAUGGAGCUCGCUGCAACUGCUCAGAGGCAGAGUUCUGGUGGUGUUUGGCGAUGGUUUGCAGGGAGUGAGGCAUGAAAAUUAUGUGGGCAAUGCCAACUAAAAGUGAUUUGGGAGUUGAGUCUGAGGAACCUCAACUUUCUUACAAGCAGCAGAAUUGUAUUGUGUUCUUUUAAUUCAUGCAGAAGAUGGCAUUUCCUUGUUACAGAACUUUUGCUGUGUUAUCUUUUGUGUUGAAAUGCAUUAUGUAUAAGAAUGUUGAACUCCAAUUUUGAAGGACUGAAACUUUCAAGAGAUGGGUACAUAAGCUUUUUGUAUUUGUAAUGCGUAAUUGUCUGAUUCAUUUGAUGUUCAUGUUUCCAUUAAAUU